This is a messenger RNA of Ostreococcus lucimarinus CCE9901, 1479 nucleotides long. RefSeq lists its product with no specific name. Gene Ontology annotation, molecular function: palmitoyltransferase activity; protein binding. Lineage: Eukaryota; Viridiplantae; Chlorophyta; Mamiellophyceae; Mamiellales; Bathycoccaceae. The record is from RefSeq and is a predicted model, not a curated record. The transcript has a single exon. The annotation marks the transcript as partial. Gene Ontology annotation, biological process: protein palmitoylation. Gene Ontology annotation, cellular component: Golgi membrane.
GAUAUUUGGCGCGCGGCGGCGUAUGGGAACGUCGACGCGAUGAAACGGAUGAUCGAUGCGGACGAAGGGUGCGUGAACGCGCCGGAUGGGUCGGGAUUCCGCGCGCUGCAGUGGGCGGCGCUGAAUAAUAGAGUCGCGGCGGCGACGUUGUUGCUCGAACGCGGGAGUUCGAUAAACGCGGGGGAUAACGAUGGACAGACGGCGCUGCAUUGGGCGUGCGUGCGAGGGUCGCUGCCGUGCGCGGAGUUGCUGCUGCGGAAAGGAGCGGAGUUGAACGCGGCGGAUUCGCGGGGAUACGUGCCGCUGCACGUCGCGGCGCAGUACGGUCACACCGGGAUGAUUUAUCACUUUAAAAUGCGAUGGAACAUCGAUGUUGACGUCACCGAUCACGACGGUCGAACGGCGCUGCACUGGGCGGCGUACAAAGGGUUUCCCGAUCCCGUCAAGUUGUUGGUGUGCAUGGACGCGGACGUGUACCGGGCGGAUAAGGAAGGCUGCACCGCGCUGCACUGGGCCGCCAUCAAGGGCAAGAGCGAAGCCGCGCAUUUAAUAGUCCGCGCCGGCGGUUUGAACGCCAUGACGGCGGUCGACGUCGACGGAAACACGGCGGAGGCGCUCGCGCUCGAGAAAGGCCAUCACCUCCUGGCGAAUUUCCUCGCCAAGGAGCAGCGCGCGCUUUUGAGGCGCGAUAAUUUUUGGACGCAAAAAGGCUUGGCUGUCGCGUGCCUCGGCCUCAUCGUCGGAUUGAUGCUGAUGUUCUCGCAUUACGUCAUCUUCGCCGAAGGCGUCGCCACGAUGGACGUGACGUUGUCGUUUUGGUCGCUCGUCAGCCUCGCCUCGGCGAGCUGCGGAUUGUACUACAUGAAGCGCGUCUCGCAAGCCGACCCGGGGGUCGUCACCGCCUCUAUUUUAUCCUCCAUUCGCCGAGGCGCGCGACCGAGCUCGGCGGCGCAUGACGUGGACGAGCGAUUAAAUCACGCCGAGCUUUGGGCCGGAAACUGGAACCAGCUCUGCGUGACGUGCAAAUUCGUCAAGCCGUUCGGCACGAAGCACUGCGCGGUGCGCGACAAGUGCGUGGCGCGUUUCGAUCACUACUGUCCGUGGAUGGGGAACACGAUCGGGAAGAGAAAUCACAGAGACUUCGUCAUCUUUCUCAUUCUCGAGUCUCUCGCCAUGGCGAUCGCCUUUUGCGUCGCCAUCGCGCGUUUCAACGAAGAGUCUCCGACGGAGCGCUUUCGCUCCACCGGGGGCAUCGCCUGCUUCGCCGUCUUCGACGCCCUCACUCUCCUCCCCGUCGCCUUGCUCACCGUCGCCCAGCUCAGUCAAGCCGCCCGGAACAUCACCACCAACGAGCUCUCCAACGUCCAUCGCUACGCCUACCUCAAAUCCGCCGAGGGCAGGUUCGCCAAUCCGUUCGACCGCGGCUCGUUCGCGCGCAACCUUCGCGCGUUUUUCCUCGUCGGCAAGAAGGAGCCUCUG